This is a messenger RNA of Lactuca virosa, 1141 nucleotides long. Lineage: Eukaryota; Viridiplantae; Streptophyta; Magnoliopsida; Asterales; Asteraceae. The record is from the annotation of a GenBank genome assembly.
GCACCAAUUCAACAAACAAACUCCAUUAACGUAAUUCAAGUUUGAGACAGAUUACAAUAGCAAAAAAUCUAACAAAGAAACACUCAAAUUAAACCGAAGACUAUGGCAGAUGCCUACUGCGGCGACUGCAAGAGGAACACGGAGGUGGUGUUUGAUCAUUCUGCCGGCGAUACCGUUUGUUCUGAGUGUGGACUCGUCCUUGAAUCCCACUCGAUCGAUGAGACCUCCGAGUGGCGUACCUUUGCCAACGAGUCCGGAGAUAACGAUCCCGUUCGUGUCGGCGGUCCCACCAAUAUCCUCCUCAACGACGGUGGUUUGUCCACCGUGAUUUCUAAACCUAACGGCGGCACCAGCGAUUUCCUUUCGUCUUCGUUGGGACGGUGGCAGAACCGAGGUUCUAAUCCCGAUCGUACGCUCAUCUUGGCGUUUAAAACGAUCGCGACCAUGUCUGAUAGGUUGGGCCUUGUUGCAACAAUAAAGGAUCGUGCUAAUGAGAUAUACAAAAAGGUGGAAGAUCAGAAGUCAAGUAGAGGGAGAAAUCAGGAUGCCAUUUUGGCUGCUUGCCUUUACAUUGCUUGUCGUCAAGAAGACAAACCACGAACAGUAAAGGAAAUAUGUUCGGUUGCCAAUGGAGCCUCAAAGAAAGAAAUUGGUCGGGCAAAAGAAUAUAUUGUCAAACAACUAGAGCUUGAGAUGGGUCAAUCUGUUGAAAUGGGGACUAUUCAUGCUGGCGAUUUCAUGAGACGAUUCUGUUCGAAUCUUGGAAUGACCAAUCAAACUGUUAAAGCUGCCCAAGAAUCUGUAAAGAAGGCAGAAGAGUUUGAUAUAAGGAGAAGCCCGAUAUCUAUAGCUGCUGCUAUUAUUUACAUAGUAACUCAACUUUCGGAUGAGAAAAAGCCCCUUAAAGAUGUAGCACUUGCAACUGGAGUUGCAGAAGGGACAAUCAGAAACUCGUACAAGGAUUUGUAUCCUCAUUUGACAAAAAUCAUACCAACUUGGUAUGCCCAAGAAGAUGAUAUUAAGAACCUAUCUAGCCCUUAAAAACCCAUACAUACUCUUUUAAAAGUUCAUUAUUUUUUUUGGAUGUUCUUCUGAUACCAAAGAAGAUAACAGUUAACAUGGACAACUGCCCUUUUCUGUC